AUGAGAGUCGUCAUAGGCCUUUACAACGACGGCCUGUACGACGCAGCCGCGCUUGAUCAAACGAUUCGGACUGUUUGCGGACCAACUCGUCGAGUAUUUGACGCAGGGGCGACACCGGUCGGGGGCCGUCGUCUCGCAAUUGUCGUUAGCCGGACAUCCGACGGCAAGCCUGUGGUCUUCCCCAACUAUCAUGGUGUGGGGCGGAUGGACAACGAUUCGGGAUACCAGGCCAUGAUGCAUCAAGAUAGGACUCAGAAUCCCUUAUUGUCGGACGUUCUCGGAUGUAGCGUGGCGGCUCCUGGGUUCUUCCACUCCAAAUUUCUCCCAGGGCUCGGCCCCUUCCAGGACGGGGGAAUCCGCGCCAAUAACCCCCAUGGAAUCGCGCAGGCCGAAUGUCGCCGGGUCUGGCCGUCGGCCCGGACGCAUGAUCUACUCGUCUCCGUCGGAACAGGCUACAUCCCAUCGACGGCGGACUCGAACGCCUCCCCCAGCCACGCCGGCCGUAGCCUCCACGACACGGCCCCUCUUCGUCUGUGGCGGGCGUACUACUCGUCCCCGUGUAUGGACGGGACUGCAGCCUACAAAGAAGGCCUGAACCAUGUUCCACACGCCAUGCGGUUUCGUACGUUCCGGCUGGACCAUGCCCUGGACGGCAACUUGCCCCGGCUGGACGAUGUCGGACAACUGGCGGCGCUGACGAGCCGGUCGUACCGAGUACCAGACGAGCUGGUCCGAGCGGUGUUGGCUACGUGUUUUUUCUUUGAACUAGACGAGGCUCCUACCCUCAUCCGGGGUCAGUACUAUUGCCGGGGGUCCAUCCUGUGCGCGCGACGGCAGGCACGACGGAUCAUGGAGCGGGUGCUGGUGGAGUUCCCGGGCGCCGAGGUCUGCACUCUCCGGGGCGAUGGGUUGGGUCGAGUGGGCGAGGACGACGGAUGUACAGUCUGCGGGUACUAUCGCAAACGGGUUCGAUUCCCUGUCGGCAGUUUGGAUGAAGAAGUGACGGUCCUUUUCAGCGGCUCCUCCCACCAGCACCCGAUCGGGGGAUUUCCAGCCACCGUGCAGCAGUUCCUCCACCAGCAACAAGCCGACGCGGUCUUUGGUCGGUCCGACCACCAAACCGACCGAUGGCCACCUCGGCGAAGGUGCUAUUGCGCGAGAGGGACCAAGCGGGUUGUGCAAUUCCAGGAACCGCCUCCAGAGCGCAAGAAAUGGCGUUUAUAG
This is a messenger RNA of Aspergillus melleus, 1224 nucleotides long. Its product is annotated as patatin-like phospholipase family protein. Bases 1 to 1224 code for a protein of 407 amino acids. The record is from RefSeq and is a predicted model, not a curated record. Gene Ontology annotation, cellular component: membrane. The transcript is spliced from 3 exons. NCBI's taxonomy places the organism in Eukaryota, Fungi, Ascomycota, Eurotiomycetes, Eurotiales, Aspergillaceae. Gene Ontology annotation, biological process: arachidonate metabolic process.